CCUUUUUAUACCAAACAUCAAGCUGUAUCCAAAUUUCCAUAGUAAGUCACCAAUGGUUUCUCCAACCUCACUACCUUCUUCAACUCUCGUGCUAGUUUUUGUCCUUUUUGCAGCAGCGGGAGUAGACUUCUCAUUCUCCACCUCCAUUCCACCAACCAAGAUUGGCAAUGGCUACCGUCUGAUCUCCAUCGAGAACACCCCUGAUGGUGGCAUUCUGGGUCUUCUCCAAGUCAUCCAGAAGAACCAAAUCUACGGUCCUGAUAUCCCUCAAUUGCAGCUCUUUGUCAAGCACGAGGCUCAGGACCGAUUAAGGGUACAUAUCACUGACGCAGAGAAGCAGAGAUGGGAGGUUCCUUACGAUCUGUUGCCCAGAGAGCAACCUCCAAAGCUGAAGCAAACCAUUGGGAAGUCUAGAAAGAGUUCGAUCACUGCGUCAGAGUAUUCCGGCCCAGAGCUCAUCUUCAGCUACACCAAGGACCCAUUUGGAUUCGCAGUGAAGAGGAAAUCAAAUGGGCAAACCCUCUUCGACUCAAGCUCUGAUGCAUCCGACCCAUUUGGCAACUUGGUGUUUAAGGACCAAUACCUCGAGAUUUCCACCAAGUUACCCAAAGACGCCUCGCUUUACGGCCUGGGAGAGAACUCUCAGCCCCACGGCAUCAAGCUGUAUCCAAAUGAUCCGUAUACUUUGUACACCACCGAUGUAUCGGCCAUCAAUCUUAACACUGAUCUAUAUGGGUCGCACCCGGUGUACAUGGAUCUCAGGAACGAUGGAGGAAGGCCAUAUGCACACGCGGUUCUGUUGUUGAACAGCAAUGGGAUGGAUGUGUUUUACAGGGGGACAUCUUUGACGUACAAGGUUAUUGGGGGUGUCUUCGAUUUUUACUUCUUUGCUGGGCCUACUCCUUUGAGUGUGGUUGAUCAGUACACUUCCUUCGUUGGCAGACCAGCUCCAAUGCCUUACUGGUCUCUUGGGUUCCACCAAUGCAGAUGGGGUUACCAUAAUUUAUCUGUACUUGAAGAUGUUGUUGAGAACUACAAAAAGGCCAGAAUCCCACUGGAUGUGAUUUGGAAUGAUGAUGAUCACAUGGAUGGAAAAAAGGACUUCACCCUCAAUCCCACCAACUACCCUCGUCCAAAGCUUUUGGCAUUCCUAGACAAAAUACAUAGCAUAGGUAUGAAGUACAUUGUCAUUAAUGAUCCAGGAAUUGCUGUUAAUUCCAGUUAUGGCGUUUAUCAAAGGGCCAUCGCCAAUGAUGUUUUCAUCAAGUAUGAGGGUGAACCCUUCUUAGCUCAAGUUUGGCCGGGGGCUGUAAACUUCCCAGACUUCCUUAAUCCAAAAACUGUUUCAUGGUGGGGUGAUGAAAUCCACCGCUUUCAUGAACUUGUUCCCAUUGAUGGUCUAUGGAUUGACAUGAAUGAAGUUUCGAAUUUCUGUUCUGGAAAGUGCAAAAUCCCUGAGGGCAAGCAGUGCCCAUCUGGUACAGGACCUGGUUGGAUAUGCUGCUUGGACUGCAAGAACAUUACAAAGACAAGAUGGGAUGAUCCUCCUUACAAAAUAAAUGCAUCAGGUUUGCAGGUGCCUAUAGGGUUUAAAACCAUAGCCACUAGUGCAACUCACUACAAUGGCAUUUUGGAAUACGAUGCUCACAGUCUCUAUGGUUUCUCUCAAGCGGUUGCAACUCACAAAGCCCUCCAAGGACUUGAGGGCAAGCGGCCAUUCAUAUUAUCUCGUUCAACUUAUGUUGGGUCGGGUAAAUACGCCGCCCAUUGGACGGGUGAUAACAAGGGAACUUGGGAAGAUUUGCGGUAUUCAAUUUCCACUGUACUCAAUUUUGGUAUAUUUGGGGUGCCAAUGGUUGGUUCAGAUAUAUGUGGGUUCUAUCCAGCUCCUACUGAAGAGCUUUGCAACCGCUGGAUUGAAGUUGGUGCUUUCUACCCAUUCUCAAGGGAUCAUGCAAACUACUAUUCCCCACGUCAGGAGCUUUAUCAAUGGGAGUCAGUCGCCAAGUCUGCUCGAAAUGCACUGGGUAUGAGGUAUAAGCUCCUGCCAUAUCUAUAUACCUUGAACUACGAGGCUCAUAUUAGUGGAGCGCCAAUAGCCAGGCCACUUUUCUUCUCAUUCCCAAGUUACACCGAGUGUUAUGGGUUGAGCACCCAGUUCUUGCUGGGGAGCGGUCUCAUGGUAUCACCAGUUCUUGAGCAAGGGAAGUCAGAGGUCAAAGCACUGUUCCCCCCAGGUAGUUGGUACAGUUUGUUUAAUAUGACACAAAUCAUUGCAUCGAAAGAAGGGCGCUAUGUUACACUAGAUGCACCUUUGAACGUAGUUAAUGUGCAUUUGUAUCAGAAUACCAUCCUACCAAUGCAGCAGGGUGGCCUAAUUUCAAAGGAAGCUAGAAUGACACCUUUUAGCCUGGUCGUUACCUUCCCAGCAGGAACUACUGAAGGAGAAGCCAAAGGAAACCUUUUCCUUGAUGAGGAUGAGCUUCCAGAUAUGAAACUUGGAAACGGGUAUUCCACCUAUAUUGAUUUCUAUGGAACAAUUACAAAGGGAAAUGCGAAGGUGUGGUCAGAAGUCCAGGAGAGCACGUUUGCUUUGGGUAGGGGUUGGCAUAUAGAGAAGAUUUCAGUGCUGGGAUUGGAUGGAAGUGGAGAGGCAUCUUCACUUGAGAUAGAUGGAAACGCUGUGACGGGUGAUUCAAACAUAAAGAUGAACAUAACAGAGCAGAAGUUCCUGGAGGAGCUAGACGAUGGAGAGGAUAAGAAGAAGAUUGUGAUGAUAGAGAUUAAAGGCUUGACAGUUUCCGUAGGCAAGAACUUUGCCAUUUCCUGGAAAAUGGGGAACAAAAUUUGAGGAUUAGAUGAUUUCUUUUCCCAUUUCCAUACGAGUAACUCAAUUGCAGCUGCCCUUCUUCUC
Messenger RNA from Juglans regia (Persian walnut), 2914 nucleotides. Its product is annotated as alpha-xylosidase 1-like. The coding region runs from base 53 to 2851 and encodes 932 amino acids. The record is from RefSeq and is a predicted model, not a curated record. The transcript is spliced from 4 exons. Gene Ontology annotation, molecular function: carbohydrate binding; hydrolase activity, hydrolyzing O-glycosyl compounds. Lineage: Eukaryota; Viridiplantae; Streptophyta; Magnoliopsida; Fagales; Juglandaceae. Gene Ontology annotation, biological process: carbohydrate metabolic process.